Molecule: messenger RNA, 1254 nt
Organism: Oryza brachyantha (malo sina)
Lineage: Eukaryota; Viridiplantae; Streptophyta; Magnoliopsida; Poales; Poaceae
Exons: 4
Coding region: 198-1022 (274 amino acids)
Cellular component (GO): endoplasmic reticulum
Source: RefSeq, a predicted model, not a curated record
GAUCGAACCGGGCACAGAAAAACUUUAGAAAACCAAGGACCCGACGCGGCAGAGUAGACACACCGCACCACCACCCCCCGCCUCCUCCUCCUCCUCUCCUCGCCGUGCCCGAUGAAGGCAUGAAGCCGCCCCCGAGACAUGCCUCCUAGCCCCCGCACCUCCUCCUGCGUCUCGCCCAAGCCUCUCGCGCCGCAGGCAUGCUGUUCGCGCGCCGCGACAUCGAGGCCGCGGGCGCCGGGGGGUCCGACGACUCGCCGGCCGCCAAGAGGGGCAAGCCGGAGGCAGCCGGAGCGCGCCCCUCGCUGACGCGGACCGAGGCGGCCGCGGCCGCCUCCGUGCUGGCGCUCUUCCUUGUCGGGAUCUUCUGCGUCCUCCGCGCCGCGCCCCGCCGCGAGUUCGAGCAGAUCCUCCGCCUGCCGCGCAGCCUCGCAGAUGUCCGCCUCCUCAAGGACAAUCUGGCUGUGUAUGCAAGAGAUUAUCAGGCUAAUUUUAUAUUAGGAUAUUGCUCAAUAUACAUCUUCAUGCAAACAUUUAUGAUCCCUGGAACAAUAUUCAUGUCCUUACUUGCUGGAGCUCUUUUUGGGGUGGUCAAAGGUGGCAUUUUGGUCGUUUUCACUGCUACAGCAGGUGCUUCAUCUUGCUACUUUGUUUCCAAGUUGAUUGGGAGGCCAUUAAUUAGCUGGUUGUGGCCUGAAAAACUGAGGUAUUUCCAGUCAGAGAUUGCCAAAAGGAAAGAGAAGCUGUUGAAUUACAUGCUUUUUCUUAGAAUUACACCAACUUUACCCAACACAUUCAUAAACAUGGCAUCACCUAUUGUUGAUAUACCUUUCCAUAUUUUCUUUGCUGCAACACUAAUCGGCCUCAUCCCAGCAUCUUAUAUCACUGUAAAGGCUGGUAGGGCACUAGGCGAUCUAAGAUCAGUUAGGGAACUGUAUGACUCAAAAACACUAGUAAUUCUGUUCCUCAUUGGAACUGUUGCUGUUGUUCCAACAAUUCUGAAAAGGAAGAGGAUAUACGAAUGAUGCCACUGAAAGCAUCUAAACACUGUAUUAGUAUCGAGCACUCCAGAAGAAUAGUAUCAAGGACUCCAAAAGUAUAUUAGUUUUUUUUUUCCUUUCUUUUUGUUGAUAUUGUAUACCUAUUCGAUUUUAGCCGAAGAGAUGUAACAUGAUGAAUGUUUUCCUUAAUAAUAGAUGACGCUAAGAUGUUGCAUCUGCUGCUCCAUUGUUCUGAAAUUUCCGCGUCUCAUUUAAC